Molecule: messenger RNA, 1916 nt
Organism: Labrus mixtus (cuckoo wrasse)
Lineage: Eukaryota; Metazoa; Chordata; Actinopteri; Labriformes; Labridae
Gene: ddx39ab
Product: DEAD (Asp-Glu-Ala-Asp) box polypeptide 39Ab
Exons: 10
Coding region: 149-1432 (427 amino acids)
Biological process (GO): mRNA export from nucleus; mRNA splicing, via spliceosome
Molecular function (GO): ATP binding; RNA binding; RNA helicase activity
Source: RefSeq, a predicted model, not a curated record
UCCGAAGCCAAUGGGCGUCCAAAUCGACCAAUGAAGUUCACGCGUUUCGUCGAAGGCGUGACUUCCGGUGUCUCGUAUAUCCCAUUUGAGGCCUGUCCAUGCGGUUUGUUCUGUAGGUGGACGCUUAGCUUAAACUGCAGAAGACAAAAUGGCUGAGAAUGAUGUUGACAACGAGCUGCUCGACUAUGAAGAGGACGAAGAGCCUCAGGGAGCGCCAGAGAGCGCCGCGCCUGCCGGCAAGAAGGAGGUGAAGGGUUCCUACGUUUCCAUCCACAGCUCUGGGUUCAGAGACUUUCUGCUCAAACCAGAGCUGCUCCGCGCCAUCAUCGACUGCGGUUUUGAGCAUCCGUCUGAAGUCCAGCACGAGUGCAUCCCACAAGCUAUCCUGGGUAUGGACAUCCUGUGCCAAGCCAAGUCUGGUAUGGGCAAGACAGCCGUGUUUGUGCUGGCCACACUGCAGCAGAUUGAACCUAUUGACGGACAGGUCUCUGUUUUGGUCAUGUGCCACACAAGAGAGCUGGCCUUCCAGAUCAGCAAAGAGUACGAGCGUUUCUCCAAGUACAUGUCCUCGGUGAAGGCAGCAGUGUUCUUCGGCGGCAUGGCCAUCAAGAAGGACGAGGAGGUUUUGAAGAAGAACUGCCCGCACAUCGUCGUCGGCACGCCGGGUCGUAUCCUCGCUCUCAGCCGGAGCAAGGUCCUCAUUCUGAAGAACGUCAAACAUUUUGUGCUGGACGAGUGUGACAAAAUGUUGGAUCAGUUAGACAUGAGGUCUGACGUGCAGGAGAUCUUCAGGGCGACCCCUCAUGAGAAGCAGGUCAUGAUGUUCAGCGCUACAUUGAGUAAAGAGAUCCGACCAGUCUGCCGUAAAUUCAUGCAAGAUCCCAUGGAAGUGUUUGUGGACGAUGAGACCAAACUAACCCUCCACGGCCUGCAGCAGUACUACUCCAAACUGAAGGACAGCGAGAAGAACCGCAAACUCUUCGACCUGCUCGACGUGUUGGAGUUCAACCAGGUGGUGAUCUUUGUCAAGUCAGUCCAGCGCUGCAUCGCUCUGUCCCAGCUUCUGGUGGAGCAAAACUUCCCUGCAAUUUCCAUCCACAGGGGCAUGACUCAGGAGGAGAGGCUUUCCCGCUAUCAGCAGUUCAAAGACUUCCAGAGGCGGAUCCUGGUGGCCACUAAUCUCUUCGGCAGAGGGAUGGACAUCGAGCGAGUCAAUAUCGUUUUCAACUACGACAUGCCGGAAGAUUCUGACACCUAUUUGCACAGGGUUGCCCGUGCUGGUCGUUUUGGCACCAAAGGCCUGGCUAUAACCUUUGUGUCUGACGAGACUGACGCCAAGACUCUGAACGAUGUGCAGGACCGCUUCGAGGUCAACGUGUCCGAGCUGCCAGACGAGAUCGACAUCUCCUCUUACAUCGAGCAGUCCAGAUGAGUCCUCCUCCGGCCCGGCAGACGUCUCCCCUCCAUGGAUCUCAUGUCGUGUGUUUGGAUCUAGACGUACUUCACUGUUGAUUUAAAGCUCUGCUCUGUGCCCUGUGUUCACCAAACGUUUAUUUUUAUUGGCAUUUUUUGGGGGGAGGGGCGGAUUUUAAUUUGUCUUUUACUGUCUGUUUUUUGCUUAUUGAUAUUAAAACUUUUUAUAAAAUGCCAUUUUUACUGUUGUUGUCUGUACCCCCCCUCCUUCUCUGGAGAUUUCCCUCGAGAGCAGAGCUUCAGGGAAACGUGUAGAAAGUAGUUCUGAGGAACAUGUAACCAAUGUGAUAACCUUUUGUUGUGUUCUAUUUUAUUUUCCUCUCAGCAUAAGAUCUGAUUGUCAACAAAGAACUAAAGUCCUGAUAACUACUUUGACUAACAUGGCAGCUCUUUCUUUGAAUUUCCAGUUGAAUGCCUCCAAUAAAUGAAGUCAGAAAGUCGUA